AUGAUAUAUGCCGAAAUGAAUUUAUUUAAAUUAAAUGAUGCACUAUCUUUAUUAAAAGAUCAAUAUUCUUGUCUGAAACAUGUUCAUCACAAAAUACUGGUCCCGUUACCUCCAAGUCAUAUUAAUAAAGUAGGAAAUGGAAUUAAACGUGUUUUAAAUGACAAUGCUAUAAAUGCAGCAAAAAAACUAUCCGGUUAUCCAUUGGCGGGUGGUAAAAUUCGUGUUUUGAGUUCAAUGGGUUCAACUUUUCAAGAUGAAGCAUCUGUCUGGGUACCCGUUUCAAUGGAAUUUGUUAUAUUUGUUCCACAACAAGGCAAACGUGUUCGAGCCACUGUAUCAAAAUUAGGAAAGAAACAUAUUGGUUGUUUGAUUCAUCAGCGAUUUAAUGCCGCAUUUCAUCGUGAUACUGUAGCUGAGAAAUAUUCAAAUUUUACCUUUAAAUUAGGACAAACAGUUAUAUUAGAAAUAAAUGAUUAUGAAGUUGUUGAACAAAUUUUACAGAUAAAAGCACGUUUAGUUGAAAUUGAAAAAUAUGAAUGGAGAAAGGCUGAAGUUCAUGUUCAAUUUGAUGUUCAAUUUGAUGAUCAAACAAAAUGUAUUAAGUUCGAGCAAAUAUGUGAUGGCGUUCACAAUUGUGAGAAUGGAACGGAUGAGACAAUCUGUAAUACCUGUAAGGAUGUGUCCAAAACAAAGACUAUAGGGUGUUAUGUAGACCAUGGAGAAAAACUAAUUUUUGAAUGUAUGUCACCGACAAACAUCUGUGAUAACGUUACCGAUUGUAAAGAUGCAAGAGAUGAAGAUUUACAGAGAUGCAAUCAAUGGAAAUGUAAAAAUGGUUUUUGUAUUGCUGAUGAUAAAAAGUGUGAUGGAAAACCUGAUUGUGCUGAUUCGAGUGAUGAAAGUUCAACAGUUUGUCAUUGGUCAGAUUGUUCAAAUAUAAGCCAGAGUAAAUGUCCAUCUGGUCAAUGUAUUUCAAAUAAUUUGAUCUGUAAUGGUAAUCAAGAUUGUUCCGAUGGUUUUGAUGAACGAAAUUGUACUCAUUGUACAACAUCAUACGCAUUUCACUGUAAAACGUCUCAUCAAUGUAUUAAUGCAUCUCAUGUUUGCGAUGAUACUAACGAUUACAAUCUACCAAAGAAUGAUAUUUGUUCAAAAUCAGAAAAUUAUUUUGCAUGUUCUAAUACUGGACCAUGCAUUUCAAAAGAUCAUAUUUGCGAUGGACGAUUCGAUUGUCCAAAUAAAAUAGACGAAAGUCAUUGUUCAAAAUUAUGUUCAGAAUCAGUUUGUCCCAAUCAUACGAAAUGUAUCGAACAUCAAUUAUUUGGAAAACUUUGUCGUUGUCUCAAUACUGGUUAUCAUCUAAAAAUGAAAAAUAACUCCUUUAUCUGCGAAGAUAUUGAUGAAUGUAGUUCUCUUGAUUACUGUUCAUUUGAAUGUGUUAAUUUGAAUGGUGAUUAUAAAUGUAAAUGUCCUACUGCAGAUUUCGUGUUUGAUGAAGAAACAAAAUCAUGUAAAAGACUCAAUAAUAGAUCACAUAUUCAAUUAUUAGCACUUUUAAAUGAACAACUUGUAUUGUAUAAUAUGUUAAAUGUCAUUAUUGAUCAUGUGGAUAUACAGAUAUAUCAGACUAAUUUAAUUCAAUAUGAUAGUGAACAAAUGUUCUUUCUUUAUUAUGAUGAUCGACAAUCAACCGUAUUCUGUACACAAGCCAAUAAUAAUUCAAUUGUUAUUCCUUUAAUAACAAAGAUAAGAGUCGGUGAUUGGACAUAUGAUUCAAAUGAUAAGACAUUAUAUUUAAUUGAAAAUAGUACACAAACAUUGCGUAUUUAUGCAUCUAUUACAUGUACAACAAAAUUCAGUAUUAAGAUGAUUUCGUGGCCAUUGACUGCUAAAACAAUUACGAACUAUCCGUUAAUUCGAUUAGAUAUUAAAAACAAAUAUUUGUAUCGUAUUUUUGAUCAAUGUAUAAUUCAAACAUCGACUCAUAAUCCAACAACAGUUCUAAAUAUGUAUGAAACUACUAAACAGAUUCAAGGAUUAACAUACGAUACACUGACACAACGAAUUUUUUGGACUCAAAAAGAGACUGAUGAACAAUAUGCAAUUUACUCAUGUAGUUUUCAACUCAAAUCAUGCUAUGAUACAUUAAUUCGACUACCCGUUUCACAACCUUUUAUAUUUUAUAAUGAUGGAAUUUUGUAUUAUUCUCAACAGCGUCAUACAUUUGAAUUUAUGUAUAUGUUUGGUAAAAAACGAUUUAAUUUAAUUAAUGUAUUUAAUACUACAUACGAAUCCGUCCGUUCAAUCGUCUUUCUCGAUACACUCAUCUAUUAUAAUCAUAGUUUGUGUCGUUCAUCAAAUCCUUGUAAAUCAAAUGAAAUAUGUUUAACAACAAAUAUUUCAUCGUAUACUUGUUUAUUUGCAAAUGAAACGUUAACAUAUGUGUCCUUUGUAACAAGUCCAUCGAAAAUAAGAAUAGGUCAGCUGCCAAUCAGUGUCGGAAUUGUUUCACUGAUAUUUAUAUUUAUUCUUGCCAUUAUCGUAGUACUUUUGGUAAAAUGGUAUCGGCAUCAACUCGUCGAUAAACGACAGCAACAACACCAGCGGUCUCCAAUGGAUAAUACUGCUGAUCCAUUGGGAUUCCCGUUAUUAAUAGAUGAUUAG
Molecule: messenger RNA, 2664 nt
Organism: Didymodactylos carnosus
Lineage: Eukaryota; Metazoa; Rotifera; Eurotatoria; Philodinida; Philodinidae
Source: the annotation of a GenBank genome assembly